Dinoponera quadriceps is the source of this 1044-nucleotide messenger RNA. RefSeq lists its product as uncharacterized. The transcript has a single exon. The record is from RefSeq and is a predicted model, not a curated record. Bases 15 to 437 code for a protein of 140 amino acids. NCBI's taxonomy places the organism in Eukaryota, Metazoa, Arthropoda, Insecta, Hymenoptera, Formicidae.
GAACCGGUGAGAAAAUGUCCGGUGAUCUAUUACCAGAAUGGGUAAACCUGUUCCUCGACGACUUCGAGACAAGUCUUUGUCUGCCGAUUCUCGUGGUGAUGAUACUCUGUACCGCUCAAUUCGUGUUCAAUCACGCCUUCGACAUCGGGAAUGUAAUUUAUCAGAAUGUGAGAGCAGCGGCGACGGAAGGGGCGCAAAACACGAAUGACAUGAUGGGGAAACUGAAAGGUCUGACGCAACACUUGGAAAACUUAAGUUCAAGCUUGCGAAUCCAUAAGCGAAUCCGAUGCUUUCUGAAUUUACCAGGUAUUUUGACCACCUUGGGCGUCGGCACUGCCGGCACGAAUGCAAUUCAGAAUCCACCAUCGCCGACAAAUGAUGCGAAUUCUCCGGAAGAGGAAUGGGACUAUUGUGAGGACUAUUGCGAGCUUGAAUAACGAGUCCUUCCUUUAUGCUGAUAUGAAUAAAGAAUUUCCGUACUGUUCGACUAGCAAGAGGCAUUUACCUUUACUUUUGCAACACGGUCGAUAAAACUUUGGAUGUUGCGUGAAGAGACUGAGAGACCGGUAUUCAUAGUUGAAUUUUAUAUUUCAUAUCGUCUUAACACCUUAAGGAAAUGUACACUGAGAAAAAUUUCCAUGAUUUCAAUAAUUAUUUUUCACAUUCCUGAUCACACAAUACAAAAAAAAAUUCUUUAACGGAAAUCGAGAGGGGGCACGAAAAACGGUUUUAUUGAUCCUCCUCCUUUAUGAUCCGAUUGUUAUUUUUAUCGUCCGAUCAAGCGCUGGAUACCUGUAUCCGAUGAAGUUAUCGAUGCAGUUAUCGAUAAAACCUGACCGGAUGCAGUUACUGAUAAAACCUGACCGGAAAAUAAGUCGAUUUAUAUCUAUUGCAAUUUUCAUUUCGGUUAAAGGCUCGACUUGAUCGAAUAAAAUGAUCGAACAUUGCACUCGAUCGGAUAUAUCCGGUUGUUGCUUUUCAAUUGGACUCUGAUCAGAUAUAUUUUCUUCAGUGUGAGAGUUAUUCAUGAUCCCAGCGAGAGAA